CCAGGGUUUCACAUCCGCCAGUCUAAGUCCGAUCCUUUAUUGUUGUCUAAUGUUAACUACUCACAUUUCGACUACAAUGAUAUUGACAAUAUCAGCUUCCACAAAACGACGCUACUGUAUGAGUGGAGCCAUCAGGCUGGAUUUUGGGACCCAGAUCACUGUCACAGUAUGGAAGACUUCCAGUCAUAUAGAGAUAACGGCGUGUUGACACUAGAGGAAUUACGAAACCAUUAUAGCUCCUGCUUUACGUGUGGGGUGAGUUGGAGUGAGGACCAUGUGUCUCUGGACUGUUCAGAAUGUGGUGGAUAUGCGAUGCAACGUCCGUGUCCUGCUUGUGACGGACAGUGCUGUAGCAUCUGGAGCAGAGACAUGGCAGCAUCUCACCACAGCAGACAAGCCAAGUGGGAGGGCCAGUGCAAAGGGGGCUGGAAAGUUCCAGAGAGGUUGCUAUAGCCAUAAGGACCCCACUGAGCUUCUUUCAGAAGCUGUUACAAACAUGAAAAACAAUUUAUGACCAGUUUAUUUAUAUAUAUAUAUAUAUAUAUAUAUAUUAAUGAUGUAAAAGUUUAAAAAAUUGGCAUUUGUAAAUAACAAAAAUGUACAAUAACUUAUAUGUGUUUGCAAUAUUUUUCUGUGAAGGAAAGGAGUGUUAAUAUCUUGUUCAGUUUCGAUUAUUUUACUUGUUUCAACCAUCUGUUGUUUAUUUUGACUAUCUCCAAGGUACUUUUGAAAGGUUUUCGUGAACUUGAUAAUUUUUUCAAUGUAUUUAGGUCGCUCAAAGCUUUCACAUUAACAGAAGCCUAUAAAUAACUACCACUGAGCUAAUGGAGUCUUAUCCUUAAAUAUUUGUUGGCCGAGAAAGAAAUCUGGGGUACUAGAAUUAAAGUAUCUGAAUAAUACGAUACCAAUUUGUAAUGUUUGGUUAUAGUCAAGAAACUAAAUUAAA
Messenger RNA from Limulus polyphemus (Atlantic horseshoe crab), 946 nucleotides. RefSeq names its product protein pinocchio-like. The coding region runs from base 169 to 453 and encodes 94 amino acids. The record is from RefSeq and is a predicted model, not a curated record. The transcript has 3 exons. Lineage: Eukaryota; Metazoa; Arthropoda; Merostomata; Xiphosura; Limulidae.